AUGCUGAUGAAGAGUGUAUCAUUCAACCAGGACAAUUCAUGCCUUGCAGUAGGAACUUCCCACAACAACUUCAAGAUAUACAACUGCGAUCCGUUUGGGGAGUGCUACAGCCUGAAGAAUACCGACAAUGCGAACGCCGAUUUCAACGAAAUUUUAACCUCGGGACCGGUAGGUGACACCGGGGGAAUCACAAACAUUGAGAUGUUGUACUCCACGUCGCUAGUGGCGCUCACAGACCAGGCUACGCAGCUGAAACGACUCAUAAUCUUUAACUUUGCCACCAAAAAGGUUAUCUGCACGUUGAAGUUCACACACGAGAUUGCCACCAUCAAGCUUAACCGCCACCGGAUGGUGGUGUGGUUGAAGAGUAGCCAGAUCUACAUCUACGACAUCUCCCGGAUGAAGCUCUUGAAGGUGCUAGACUAUACUGUUCCCCGCGAGAGUGAGCCCAGACCCGGAAAGCCGCAGGGACAGGAGUCGGACGAGGCACUUGGUGAUUUGGCGACUAAUUCAUACCUCUACGUGCCGUAUCUCCUCGGUGAAACCCGCGGAAAGGUGCGGAGCAUCAUCACCGUCUAUGACACAAUCAACCUCAAGACGGUCACAACCCUAGAAAACCCACACAAGUCACCCGUUGCCAGCUUGACAGUGGCCCAGAGUGGCGAGUGGAUGGCCACCGCAAGCAACAAGGGCACCAUCAUCCGCGUGUUCCAGAUCGCCCAUGCGGAGGAGACAACAAUCACCAAGGUGUUUGACUUUCGGCGCGGCAGACGCGGCAACCGCAUACAGUGCAUGGCAUUUGGUUUCAAGGAUUUUGCCCACGGGACCGAGAGGGGCCGCUCUGCCAAAAAGGGGCCGUUGAUUACCGGGGACGGCGCCAUACGCGAGAACAUGUUGCUUGUGAGCUCUGAAAGCAACACCAUCCACGUGUUCCGCUUGGACACAAAGGCCGACCGGCGCGGAAACAGCAUAUCGUCCGUGAACUCUGACAGAAGACGGUCCGUUAGCGAUGCCGAGACAUACGGCGCGUCGGACUACGAGUCCGAUGGCGACGCAGUAUCGCAGUCAGAGUCUGUGGCUAGCUUGCACAAGGUGUUGGACCUGAGUUACAGGUCCAAGUCCAAAUCGCCCUCCCCAGUCACCCAGGAUGUUCCCGUACCUGAAGCCGUCGAGCCCGUGACUCGGGGGUUCUUGUCUGGCACCAUCUCCAGCUUGUGGUCAUCCACCAAGAGCAACCUAUCUAACUACACCUCGCACUACCAGACCACCGCAUCCACUACGUCGCACUUGUUUAACCCUAUUUACAACCAGUUGAACGAUUGGUACGAGCCUACGCGAGACUACGCCGUCAUCCACCUUCCGUCGCAAGACCAUCUGAACUCGCUCCCCUCACACAUGGUCGAGUCCCAGGACCAUGAUUCGGUGAACAGCGAAGAUUCGGGUGCCAAGGACACCCAGACCAGAAACCCAAAGAGGAGUAGGAAGGUUUUGGGCGUCGACAGACACACCGGGGAGUUGAUGAUCUGCUGCAGCGACGGGUGGUUCUACGUGUACGAUUUGCAGGUGCGAGAGGCGACAAUGGAGGGUGAGAAGGGAGCCACCGGUGGGGUCUGCAGGUUGAGAAAGAGCUACUACGUAUUGUGA
Babjeviella inositovora NRRL Y-12698 is the source of this 1644-nucleotide messenger RNA. RefSeq lists its product as uncharacterized. Gene Ontology annotation, cellular component: cytosol; extrinsic component of membrane; phagophore assembly site membrane. Gene Ontology annotation, molecular function: phosphatidylinositol-3,5-bisphosphate binding; protein binding; phosphatidylinositol-3-phosphate binding. The transcript has 2 exons. Gene Ontology annotation, biological process: protein localization to phagophore assembly site; autophagy of mitochondrion; nucleophagy. NCBI's taxonomy places the organism in Eukaryota, Fungi, Ascomycota, Pichiomycetes, Serinales. The coding region runs from base 1 to 1644 and encodes 547 amino acids. The record is from RefSeq and is a predicted model, not a curated record.